CGAUGAUUUAAUUUUUAAGUUUAAACGCUGAUUUUGUACCACAGAAAAAAUAAAAAAAAGCCCUGCGUCAAGUGUUGCAAACAAAACGAUAAUCACAUUACCAUAUAUACAUACAUGCAUAUCGACAUAUAUGUGCGAAUCAAUAAAUUUGAACAAUUUGCAAUAUUCAAAUAGAGCAAAAGAAACGAACAAAUUUAGCGCAACGAAAGGAAACGCCUGUAAUAAAUGCAGUAAAAAUCGAAAGUUUUAUGUGAUUUCAAAUCAUAUAUAUAUAUACAUAUGUAUUUAUAUGAGAAUGUGCAGCAGAGUUGGUAAAUUCUAUUUUGCUCUAACGACUCGUUCGCUAUUAUGUGAUUCAUAUUGAGUACAUACAUACAUACAAACAUACAUGCAUACAUACAUCAGUUUUUGGGCGUUCAGAAGACAAGCCGAAUUAUAUAUUUAUAAAUAGCAGAGCGCUCGCCAAACGGAAAUCAUAUUGGUCCAAUACGAACAAAUAAUACCCAUCCAUUUGUAUAGCAAUAUUUAUUUGUUAAAAAAAAACGACGUCAUACCGCAUCCAACUAGCGGAAACGGAAGAAUAUAGCCGCACCUCCGCUGCAUAUAUGUAUGUACAGAGAGUCUAGAUACAUAUAGCAUGCAUAUAUGAAUAGUAUGUAUAGUAUACGGCACAUGUGAAUAAUUCGCAAAUGAAUAGAAUUAUAAAUGAUACAUACAUACAUACAUAUACAACGCAGAAUUUGAAGAAAAACAAAAGCGCGUGCAAGAGCAAAACAUAAAAAUAAAUUCAUAUCUAUGCUUAUUUCACAUGCCAGGCCAUAUACCGUAUCUGAGUGUGUGUGUGUGCGCGCGCGUGUGUGUGUGUGUGAGUAAUAGCCAAGAGAACUAGCGAGCGAUCUAAAAAAACGAAGAAACAGAAAUAAAACAACAAAAAAAAAAAAAAAGAAACGAAAAUUACGCGAACAAAUCCAAGAAGAAGCAGCAACUAUAACAAUUGACAACGAGCUAAGAACAAGCGCAAAGCAACAAACCAAAAAUAGGCGCAGCUAACGACGACGUCAGCGUCAACGCGUAUGUGCCGAGCAUAAUUAAACGACACACGAAGAGCGUAUCUAUAAAGUUAAUGAAUAAACACAUAUCUAUACGAAUCACAACGACGACGACGACGACGCGAAACCCAUAACGACGAUAUUUAAUCUAAAAAACUUGGAAGAGAGAUACCGAAUAAGAAGCCACAAAAAAAACAAAAUAGAGUGUGAAGGCAGUUUAACAAUAGCUGAACAGCAACGAAAACCAAACAAAUUAUUGGAUCAAUUUUAUAUUGCAUUAAAAGACCACGCUAAUACUUAUAAAAGGAAUAAAUACUAUUUGUCUUGCAUAUAAGACUACGAAAGCAAAUUAAGCCUAGUUAAUUGUAUUAAAGGGAAGCAAAUACAAAAAAAAAAAACAAAACAAAACAAGAAUUGUGAUAUGUACAACUUUACUCAAAUAUUGAAAAAAACAUAUAUAAGCGUUUAGUUCAAGUAUUCCGAUCUUUAAAGAGACGCAGACGGAUACGUGAAUAAUUCAAGUUUUUCAAAAAACAACAACAAAAACCAAAGAUUAGGGUUCUCAAUUAGUUUAACGCAUAAGAAGAAGAAGCAAGCAGCAGCAACAAUGGCAGAAAAAGUGGAAAUCUCAGCAGCCACAUUUAAUAAUAAUCAACAGAAUGAUGCUCGAAAGGUGCGCAAAUCGCCCGAUUUUCAACCCAUAAUGCCAGGUGUCAUAUCCAGAGAGCGCAGCUUUGUGCGCACCUCAAAUCAACAGAACAUCAACAAAAGGCGCAGUCUGGCGUUCAACGUGCCUGGCAAUCAGUCUGGACAAAUGCGUGGCAAGCCCGCAAUGGAUAUAUACAGACCUCCAAAUGUGCGCGGCUCCGAGUUAGCCGGCGAUGCUGAUGGCGCAGGUGGUGCUGGUGGUGCUAGUGGUGGUGGUGGGUGUGUCUCGAACAAGCUGAACAUAAAUGCCCAGGAGUUCACAAUGACGAGCAACACACGUGCGACGCCACCGGCUGAGGCACUUAACAGUAAUCGUUCGUCCCUCAUCUUCCCAAUGGCUGGCGGCGGGCCUAAUCUUCUCCAGCAACAGCAGCAGCAGCAGCAGCAAUAUGCGAUCCUCAACAGACGCCAGGCGGGGCUAUCGCUGGGCAACAUGCCCGCACUGAACAGCCUCAAGGGUGGCCAUCAUCGUUCCAUCUUGGUGACGCAUCCGUUGACUGGACAAAUACCGCUCAUGAAUUCACCAUCCAGCGGCAAUAUACUUCAUUCGACGAACCGCGUCAAGUUCGCGCCGGAGACCCGGGCACAGAAGUCGGCGCAGCACAAUCAGUACGGCAACAAUAACAAUAUGAAUCACUACCACAAUGGACAGCAACAGCAAUAUCAAGUGAAUGGCAUUGAUCCUUAUCAAAAUGGAGCCGCUUUGCAGCGCUCCAAGUCGUUGUCCUCGGCCGAUGCGCUGACACGUGGCUUGGCCGGCUUGGGUCUGGGCCUGGGCAAUGAGGUGGCCGACAUUGGCCAAUUUACGCCGGAAAUACAGGCACUGAUCGAAACGGCACUGGAGGAUCCCAACAAAUUGAAUUCCCGCUGCCUUAUGGAGCUGACUUCACAGUUCAUCAAGCGCGCCGUCGAGAGUCGACGCUUCGCCUUGCCCAUAUCGCGUCUCUGCCUCAAUAUCAUCGCCAAGGAGCAGAAGGAGACGUUUCUCGAGGCGCUGCUCAACACAUGCCGCCAGUGGUAUCAGGAACGCGAAAAGCUGCUGUUCGCGAUUCAAGGCAUGAAGUCGCCGUCGCGGGUUCGCUUUACGGCUUUCAUGGCAUUUCUUACGGAAAUGUUUUGCCAGCUGAAACGCCGCCAGUUGCAGCUGCGCACCCACAGCGAGGGCACCCCGCCACCCCUGGUGCUGCUCAGCCUGCUGUCCAAGUGCUGCGAGGAUUGUGUGCGUCCUCCAGUGCGUUCCCUAUCCGAGAUUGAGUGCCUGUUCUAUGUUUUGACCUGCAUUGGCCAGGAUAUGGAGCAGCAGCUGCCGCAGCAGCUGGAGCUGCUCAUGUCCCUGGUGCGCGAUGCGUUCCUCAAUGCCGGCGAUGCUGCCGCCUCCAUACGCCGCACCCUGCUCCAGCUGAUCGAGCUGAAGGCCUCCCACUGGCAGCUGCCCGGCAACUCCGUGCUCUACUACACCCAUACCAACAAUUAGUUCGGGAGGGGUUGGAGAAUCGGACGCAAUUUGUUGCAAUACGUAACCAGACAUUAUUAUUGUGGUCGAAUUGCAUUUAGGCGCAGUCCUCAGUGCAAAACGCAACUAUUUAUCGUACUCCGCGCAGUACCAUAGUCCAUAAGCAAUAUUUAUUUUCGGAACCCUAGAUAGAUCGACUAACACCCAGGCAUAAUAAUUAUACACGCACAUUUCUACCAGCCCAAUUCGGCGACAUUUGUGGAAAGCAGCUCAUUUACAAUCACGCGUCCCACUCUGGUAGAACUUAUGAUUCUGCCUAUAUAAGGCUCAAUUUAUACUAUGUGAAUCCAUAUUAUUUAUGUGUAAUAAAUACUACUACUAGUCAAAAAAAAAA
Molecule: messenger RNA, 3604 nt
Organism: Drosophila novamexicana
Lineage: Eukaryota; Metazoa; Arthropoda; Insecta; Diptera; Drosophilidae
Product: MIF4G domain-containing protein
Exons: 9
Coding region: 1657-3231 (524 amino acids)
Biological process (GO): regulation of translational initiation
Cellular component (GO): cytosol
Molecular function (GO): RNA binding; translation activator activity; protein binding
Source: RefSeq, a predicted model, not a curated record